CAAAAAGCUUACAGCAUGUAUGGCAGUGGUUUUGGAGGAAGCACUCGCAUAUCUUCCACUUCUGUUCGGCAGAGUGGCUGCUACCCAGAUAUGCAAUCCAGAAUUGGAGGGGGAUAUGGUUAUGGUGGAAUGAACAGUGGAGGACACGGUGGAGGAUUUGGUUCUGGGAUCAUGGCUGGAGGCUGCUAUGGAGGGGAUGGUGACUUUGUCCAGCUGAACGAGAAGGCCACCAUGCAGAACCUGAAUGACCGUCUGGCUGCUUACCUGCAGAAGGUGCACUCUCUGGAGGCUGCUAAUGCCAAUCUGGAGAAGCAGAUCCGUGACUUCUAUGAGAAGAAGGGGCUGGGUGCACCAAGGGACUACAGUGCCUACUGGAACACCAUCAAGGACUUGAAGGAAAAGAUCAAAACUGUUACUGUCAACAAUGCCAGCAUCCUACUGCAGAUCGACAACUCUAAGCUGGCUGGUGAUGACUUCAAGUCAAAAUAUGAGCAUGAGUUAGCUAUGCGGCAGUGUGUGGAGGCUGACAUCGCUAACCUGCAUCAAUUGUUGGAUCAGAUGAAACUGACAAAGGCCGACCUGGAGAGCCAGAUCAAAAGUCUACAGGAAGAACUGGACUUCAUGAAAAAGAACCACGAAGAGGACAUGGCAGCACUGAGGUCUCAGCUGACAGGCACAGUAAAUGUGGAGGUUGAUGCUGCCCCUCAGCAAGACCUCAACAAGGUUUUGGAGGAAAUACGCUCUCAUUAUGAGGCCAUCAUAACGAAACACCGCAAGGAACAGGAAGCCUGGUUUAAUGAAAAGACGGCACAAUUUGGCAAAGAAGUGGCCAUCAGCACAGAGACCAUACAAACCUCUAAGUCUGAGAUCUCAAUUCUACAAAAGACCUUGCAAAGCCUGGAGAUCGAGCUACAGUCGCAACUCAGCAUGAAAGCAUCACUGGAGAGCUCACUGGCAGACACAAAGGCUAGAUACAGUGCUAUGCUAGCAGGCUUCCAGAACCACAUCAACAUGCUGGAAGCAGAACUGUGUCAGAUGCGGGCAAGCACUGAGCAACAGGGUCUAGAAUAUGUAGCACUUCUGGACAUCAAGAGCCGCCUGGAGCAGGAGAUCGCCACCUACAGAAGCCUCCUGGAAAAUCAGGACAUUAAGACCCAAGUGCAAGGCAAACCUCCAAAUGUCUCUUCAGGUGGAUCUCAAAAUGUCCCCUCUGGUGGACCUCAAAAUGUCCCCGCUGGUAGACCAGCAAUCCCAAUAAAGCAGACCACCACCUCCACCACCACAAAUCAUAUCUACUAA
Xyrauchen texanus (razorback sucker) is the source of this 1299-nucleotide messenger RNA. Its product is annotated as keratin, type I cytoskeletal 19-like. The coding region runs from base 16 to 1299 and encodes 427 amino acids. The record is from RefSeq and is a predicted model, not a curated record. NCBI's taxonomy places the organism in Eukaryota, Metazoa, Chordata, Actinopteri, Cypriniformes, Catostomidae. Gene Ontology annotation, molecular function: structural molecule activity. The transcript has 8 exons.